GAUUGACUCACUAGGUGUCAGUGUUACAUUAGGCAACAAUUUAGCCUUCAAUCCCAACAGGCUCUGCCCCUUGCAAGUUCUUUUUUUUUCCUAUUUGGACAAAGACUGGUGAUGAAUUGGAAGUGAACCGCACGUUCUCCAUGCUACUAUCAUUCUCGGAAUCUUAUCUUGGAACCAGUGGAUUUGUUUUACGCAAAGGCAAUUUGUGGACGGACAUUUUUAUGAUUAUGUCAACAGAGAGAAAGGAUAAAACGGCACAAUGAUACACUGGUCUCGUGCUCUAUCUUUGUUGCUGUUUUUCGGAAAUACGGGGCUGAUUUUAGCACAGAUUAAAUACUCCACAUCAGAGGGGGUUAAAGUGGGAGCUGUGAUCGGAAAUGUGGCCAAGGACUUAGGCCUCGAUGUCAGCACGCUGACAAGUAGGCGUUUUCGCAUUGUGUCCGGAGCUCACGGCGCGCUGUUUGAGGUAAACCCGAACAACGGGAUUUUAUAUGCUCACCAGAAUAUUGACCGAGAGCAGCUGUGUGACCGAAAUAUUGCAUGUCUAGCUGAUCUAAAAAUUGUUGUUGAAAAUCCACUUGAGGUCCAUUAUGUCACCGUCGAAAUAAUAGAUGCAAACGACCAUGCACCGACUUUUGCAGAAAAAGAAAAGAUAAUAGAAAUAGCGGAAUCAACAGCACCUGGGGCUCGCUUUCAAUUACCAGGCGCCCACGAUCCAGAUGUGGGAAUAAAUUCAAUCCAGCGCUAUAAAUUGAGUCAAAAUGACAAUUUCCAUUUGGAAAUUCGAGACAGAGGGGAGGAUAAAAUCCCCUUCCUGGUUUUACAGAGGCAACUCGAUAGAGAGCAGAAAACAAACCACAGCUUAAUCUUAACCGCUAUGGAUGGAGGGGCACCGUCACAAUCCGCACAACUCAACGUUACGGUGAAGGUUCUUGAUAUAAAUGACCACAGACCUAUUUUUUCAAAAGAGGUUUAUUCUGCCGUUUUGCAAGAAAAUGCGGCAAUAAAUACGGUUGUAAUAAAAGUCGAAGCGACUGAUCUAGACGAGGGACCUAACACUUUCCAGUUCCAAGUUGUUGCCACUGAUUCUGGGACUCCGUCACUCAGCAGCAACGUCACAGUGAACGUGUUCAUUCUGGAUCAGAACGACAACGCUCCAGUCAUCCUGUAUCCACUCAGCUCCAAUGGUUCURCUGAAGGUGUGGAGGARAUUCCACGBAABGAAGUUHCUGACCACAGYCUGUUUGGUUUGGACCGCUACACAGGACAVAUCAGAACACUUCGCUCHUUCACAGAGACAGAYGAGGCUGAGCAUAAACUGGUCAUACUGGUCAAGGAUAAUGGCAACGUUUCCCUCUCAGCAACAGCUACUGUGAUUGCUAAACUUGUGGAACCGAAAGAGGCUUUUGCAGCUUCUGACGUUAAAAGUGCUGCAAAGGAUGAAGAGGAAGAUAAUACUAUACUUCUAAACAUCUACAAGAGGCUAAUUAUGAUGGGACACUGUGUCACAGCAUCCAGUACAGAUCUGGAGAUAAACGCUACAUGUUAG
Molecule: messenger RNA, 1549 nt
Organism: Poecilia reticulata (guppy)
Lineage: Eukaryota; Metazoa; Chordata; Actinopteri; Cyprinodontiformes; Poeciliidae
Source: RefSeq, a predicted model, not a curated record